AUGUUGGAAUAAAGAACUGUUACAGAAACCAGUCAAGAUGAGGAAGAGUAAAAUAAAAAGAAAUUUAUCUAUUAAACUGAAAAACUUAAACUACUUUUAUAAGUACCAAUCGAAUAAAGAACUCAACCAAUCUGUAAAGAUAUUGCUGAGAUUGCCCAAUAAAUUAAAUUCCUCUCCCAAUACAAACAAAAACCUGACUUCUUGGAAUUAUGUAAAAAUCUCUAUCUCAAAACCUAUGAAAAACGAUAAUAUAUCUUUAAAUAAGGCGAUUAAGGUGAUGCAUUCUAUGUAAUCUUGAAUGGAAGUGUCAAAGUGUACAUAGAUGAACCGACCGAAUUUAAGAAUUUCAUGCAACUUGUAAGAGUAGUUUGUUUUAUAUAGAAAGAAAUAGCUUAAUUGGGUAAAGGUGAUGCGUUUGGAGAAAUCUCUUUGCUCUAUAAUUCAAAGAGAACAGCUACAGUAAUUGCAAAUGAGAGAAGUGACUUAAUCGUUUUAGAAAAAGAUGCAUUUCAAGAAUAUAUGAAAACCAUGGAUAAUACCAAUGAAAUGAAAACAGUUGCACUCAAUAAACUACUUUAAUUUUUAGAAUCUCUUCCUGUAUUCCAAAUGUUCAACAAAGAUCUACUAGUUUAACUAUGUACAAAAUGUUAAUUGCUAAUGUACCCAUCCCAGUAAAUUCUCUUAAAAUAAGGAGUUGAACCAACCUAAAUGUAUAUAAUCAAAAGUGGAAGGGUAAAAGCAAUCAAAAAAAUUAAAUGGAACCUGGAAGAUUAUCCAUCUUCAUUGAUUAGAGGAUAAACAACAAGCAGCACUGAUUUAUUUAACUAAGAUGUCUACUUUGAAAUUGAUGAAUUAGGAGAUGGUGAGAUCUUCGGCGAUUUUGCUUUAUUAAAUGAAGAAGAGUCACAAUGCUCUUAUAUCACUUCUAUUCCUUCUGAGAUUGUUUCAAUUAGUUCAUUCAAUUUAAAGAUGAUUGUGCCUUCGGAUAGAUUGGAAGCGUAUCAAAAAUAAAUUAAAUAAUAUCCUGAAGAUGAUGAUCUCAAAUUAUUGUAUGAAGAGAAGAGGAAUUGGAAUUAAUAUAAGAGAAAACUAAUUAAGAAUAUUUAUGUUGAUAAGCAAAAUAAAAAGGGAUUUGACAAUCGAUUGAGACUUCCAGAAUUAAAGGGUAAGUAAGCAUUGCCUCCCAUCAACAUUAUUGACAUAAAAACAAGUGACAAUAGAACAUACUUCAAAUAUUUGGAAUCCAAGAUAUCUCCAAUGGCUGAAUGCAAAAAAAAAGUGUAAUCCUUAACUCAGGUUGGAUUGAGCAUGCAAGGGUUGGUGAAAUAAUUAGAAUAAAGCACAAGUCAAUUAAGCAUAGCGAAUUCUUUUUAGAGAAAAUUAAAGAAACUCAACAUUAACAGAUCUUAAUGA
This is a messenger RNA of Paramecium tetraurelia, 1413 nucleotides long. RefSeq lists its product as uncharacterized. Lineage: Eukaryota; Ciliophora; Oligohymenophorea; Peniculida; Parameciidae. The record is from RefSeq and is a predicted model, not a curated record. The transcript is spliced from 2 exons.